Anopheles merus is the source of this 1731-nucleotide messenger RNA. Its product is annotated as protein Cep78 homolog. The transcript has 5 exons. The record is from RefSeq and is a predicted model, not a curated record. The coding region runs from base 100 to 1632 and encodes 510 amino acids. Gene Ontology annotation, molecular function: protein binding. NCBI's taxonomy places the organism in Eukaryota, Metazoa, Arthropoda, Insecta, Diptera, Culicidae. Gene Ontology annotation, cellular component: centrosome.
AAGUAGUCUUGUAGGUUGUCUUCAUUUGCACCAUCUCUCCGUGCUGCUUGCAUUUUAGUGUCGAGCUCUUCAACGUACAGACAAGCAAGCCCACAAGAGAUGUCCAGCAACACGAACAGCACGAAUGCGAAGCCCGCCGGCCGCAGCGAGCGUCGCAAUAGACAGCGCGCCAAGGACUUUCACCAUCGCUACCUAGCGCUGUGCCGGUCGAAGAACUUCCAUCCGUUGCCGGAAAUAGUGAAAACCAAAAAGAAGAAUCAAUCCUUCCUGGACGUGUACGGUGAUCGGUUCAAGUGCUACGAUUGGCAGCUGAUCACGGACGCGCUGCGGGAGGACAAUUCCCUGAACAAUGUGGCGCUGCGUUUGCGAAAAACCUACGCGGAAGGUGCGGAUGGAUUAGUGCCACACAGCGUUCACGAAGGGAAUGGUGCAGAGAAAACCCCACUGAUAGACAAACGUACCUUCAAGCAGCUGGUGGAAACGCUGGCGACCUUUCUGCGCACCAACAAGGUGGUGGAGCACUUCACGAUCGAAGGCUUCCCGUUGGCAGGUGUACGGCUGUGUACGCUUAUAACGGGGCUGUCGCAAAACACUUCCCUGACCGAGCUGAACCUUGCGCGCUGCUCGAUCGGCGACGAAGGUUGUAAAGCGCUGUGCGCCGAGAUAAAGUUUCUGCCCAACCUGCAGCUCCUCAAUCUGACCGCGUGCCAGCUGACCGUAAAAGGGUGCCAGGCCGUGGCGGACGUGAUCAAGUUUCAGAAGAUGCAGCGCUACGCCACGAGCUGGGAGCAGUCGCUGCGGUACGGUGACAUUAAGGAGGAUAAGCUAAUGGGUUUGCGAUAUCUGUACCUGAGCCACAACCCGGCGAUCGGCGACUACGGUUUGCUCGAGCUGACCGACGUCUUGAAGGACGAUGCCUGGGUGCGGCAGAUACACGUGUGCAACUGCGGGCUGACCGAUGUGGCGGCCCAGUUUCUUACGGAAUGUUUGAACAUGAACGCGUCGAUCGAAAAGUUCGACAUACGCGAUAAUAUCAAAAUCUCGAACGAAGCCUGCCACGAGAUACUGGUGAAGCUGGGAGCGAACGUGGACGAUGAUGGUUCCGACACGGCGUCGGCCUCGAAGAAGAGCCCGAAGACGCUGGCGAGCCUCAGGGAACACUGCGAGUACCUGGAGAUGCAGCUUGACUCGGAGCGCAAUCGAAAUGGUCAGUUGGAGUCAACGGUGGAACAGUUGCACCUACAAAUCGGAGACUACGCAGUACAGAUGAACGAACUCCAGCGGGAACUGGGUACACUUGUGAAAUCCCGCAAUGAACUGUUGGAGAGACUGAAAAAGCUGGAGAACAAAACCUCCAAAAAGAAGGGAGCUGGAUGCAGUUUGCGUAGGACACACAGUGAUGCGAUGGCAUCGGUCAAUCACGAAGCAAUCGAAACGCUUAUGGUGGCCACCACCUCCAAGUCGGAAGCUGUCGUCAAAAAGGACCACCAUUCCCGGGAGCCACAGCAAGGUGGCAGCAGCCUUCCAUCGGUAGGUCGCAUCAUUGAACGAUCCAUUGGAGACUGUGGUGGCGCUGGUGGUGGUGAGCACGAGAUGGCGUUGCUGAUGGAUCCCGUUUCGGAGAAGUUUUAAAUCGUGUGGCUUAUAUCACCGCCAAAGUGUCAAAAUUGUCACUAAUGUGUGCGUUUUUUUCUUCUAGAAAGCAUAUUUCGCUACUCCAUUAACACCAAA